Messenger RNA from Pipra filicauda (Wire-tailed manakin), 4605 nucleotides. Its product is annotated as zinc finger protein 135-like. Lineage: Eukaryota; Metazoa; Chordata; Aves; Passeriformes; Pipridae. The coding region runs from base 229 to 3450 and encodes 1073 amino acids. The transcript has 5 exons. The record is from RefSeq and is a predicted model, not a curated record.
UAGAUGACAUCACGGACGCGUUGACGUCAACGGGCGCGUGACGUCAUCGCGUCGCGGGACAGCGGCCGCCCGACCCCGCUGCGGCCAUUUGAGCGAGUCGGUGGCGGAAGGAGACCAGGAAAAGGACGGGAAGAGGCCGGGAAGGGGCUGCGAAAGAGCCCGGGAAGAGGCUGAGGAAGAGGCCGGGAAGGAAGCGGGAAGGGGCCGGGAAGGGGCCCCGGGGGAGCGAUGUCCGCGGGGGGAGCGCCCCAGCCCGCCCACGCCCUGGAUCUGCUCCCGUAUUCCCGGCUGAGCCCGGCGCCGCGGGCCGGAUCCCAGCUGGAUGCUGUCGGCGCCGAGAUCCCGUCGGAUCCCUGCACAGGGUACCGGUUCUUCAAGCCGGUGGGUUUGUUUGGGAUGAAGGCGCCGGAGGAGCCGUUCGGAGCCGCGCGGACGGGCCCGGAGGACUCCAAGGCCCUGGGCAGCCCCUGCGCCGUGGAGCCCGGGCGGGUGAGCAAGGUGGAGCCCGAGGAGAAGCCCGGGAUCGGCGCCGGCUCCCUGGAGCUGUUCCCGGCCGCCGGCAGCAGCUCCGGCCGCUGGUUCCCCGGCGGGCAGCGUGGCCCCGAGCCCCCCCGGGACCCCCCGGCCCCCCGCGCCGGCUGCUGGGGGGCCCAGGGGGGCGUCCCCGGCCCCUUCCGCUGCGGGCAGUGCGGGAAGGGCUUCCGGCAGAAGCAGAGCCUGGUGACGCACGAGCGGAUCCACACCGGGGAGAAGCCGUUCCGGUGCGGGGACUGCGGGAAGAGCUUCAGCCAGCGGCCCAACCUGCUCACGCACCGGCGGGUGCACACGGGCGAGCGGCCCUUCCCCUGCGCCCAGUGCGGCAAGAGCUUCUCGCAGAAGGCCAACCUGCUGGCCCACCAGCGCAUCCACGGCGCCCACCCCGACGAGGGCAAGGCGCGGGCGCGGCCGGCGCGGGGCUGCGCCGAGGACACGCCCUUCGUGUGCCCCGAGUGCGGGAAGAGCUUCCGGCAGAAGCCCAACCUGAUCACGCACCGGCGCAUCCACACGGGCGAGCGGCCCUUCUCCUGCUUCCUGUGCGGCCGCAGCUUCAACCAGAAAACCAACCUGGUGACGCACUACCGGGUGCACACAGGUGAGCGGCCCUUCGCCUGCGCCCAGUGCGGGAAGCGCUUCACCCAGAAAACCAACCUGGUCACGCACCAGAGCACCCACACCGACCUGCGCCCCUUCCCCUGCGCCCAGUGCCACAAGUGCUUCAAGGACAAGGUGUCCCUCAAGGCCCACCAGAAGACGCACGUCCCCCGCCAGCGCCGCUGCCUCGCGCGCGGCCCGGUCCCCGCCGCGCCCUUCGGGGCCGCGCCCGCCCUGCUGCCCCCCGCGCCCGCCCCGCAGGACCCCCCCUUCGCCCCGCUCCCGCCCGCCCCGAAGCCCCCCGAGGGCGCCGAGCUGUUCCCCUGCGAAGAGAAGGGCUUCCCCCCCCCGCCCCCGGGCGAGCCCCCCUUCCCCUGCGCCCACUGCGGCGAUGGCUUCUGCCCCAAGGUGCCCCUGCUGCGGCCCCCCGAGGCGCCCCCAAACUUCUCCCCCGGCCCCCCCCUCCUGGGGCCCCCGGGGGCACAGCCGGGGCUGGGGGACGCCACGGCCCCCCCAGAGAAGCCCUUCAUCUGCAACCAGUGCGGGAACAGCUUCGGGCUCUGGCUCGCCCUCGUCGCCCACCAGAAGAGCCACGCGGGGCACAAGCCGUGCCCCGGGGCCCCCCCCGAGCCCGGUCCCGGCGCGGAGCUGCCCCCCGGGUCCCCCCCGGCACGGGCGGGCGAGGCCCGGCCCUGGCCGUGCCCCGAGUGCGGGCGCAGCCUGGCGCAGUGCGAGCGGCUGCUGCGGCACGGGCACGGCGCCGGCGGGCGCGGCCCCUUCCGCUGCGACACCUGCGGGAAGCGCUUCAGCCUCAAAACCAACCUGGCCACACACCAGCGCAUCCACACAGGUGAGCGGCCCUUCACCUGCGGCGUCUGCGGCCGCCGCUUCAACCAGAAGGGCAACCUGGUGACGCACUACCGGGUGCACACGGGCGAGCGGCCCUUCGCCUGCGCCCAGUGCGGGAAGCGCUUCGCGCAGAAGCCCAACCUGCUGGCCCACCAGAAGACCCACCUGGGCCGCCAGCCCUUCACCUGCCUCGAGUGCCCCAAGCGCUUCAAGAGCAAACUGUCCCUGCGGGUGCACCAGCGGGUGCACGCGGGGCCCCCCGGCACGGCCCCCGGCACCGCCGACCCCGCCGGGGCCCCCUUCCCCUGCGGGCCCUGCGGGGAGGCCUGCGGCGAGCACGGGGGGCCGCCGGCGAACCCGCGCGGGCGGCCCCACUCCUGCCCCGAGCAGCGCCGGCCCUGCGCCGAGCACCACCACCCCUGCACGGAGCAGCACCGCGCCUGUGCCGAGCAGCUGCACGCCUGUGCCAAGUGCCCCUGCGCCAAGCGGCUGCACCCCUGCCUCGAGCAGCCCCGGCCCUGCGGUGAGCGGCCCCACGCCUGCGAGCGGCCCCACGUCUGCGAGCGGCCCCACACCUGUGCCGAGCAGCCCCACACCUGUGCCGAGCAGCCCCACGCCUGCGAGCGGCCCCACGGCUGUGCCGAGCAGCUGCACCCCUGUGCCGGGUGUCCCCACGCCUGCGCCGAGCGGCCCCACGCCUGCACCAAGCAGCCCCACGGCUGCGCCGAGCACCCUCACGCCUGCGUGGAGCAGCCCCGCGCCUGCGGCGAGUGCCCCCACGCCUGCGCCGAGCGCGCCCACCCCUGCGAGCAGCCGCCGCCCUGCGCCGAGCAGCCCCAGCCGUGCCCCGAGUGCCCCCACGGCUGCGCCGAGCGGCCGCACGCGUGUGCCGAGUGCGGGAAGCGGUUCCGGCAGAAGGUGAACCUGGCCGUGCACCUGCGCACGCACACGGGGGAGCGCCCGUUCCGCUGCGCCGACUGCGGCAAGGGCUUCAGCCAGAAGGCCCAUCUGCUGCGGCACCGCCGCACCCACGGCGCCGGCCUCGCGCCCGCCUGCUCCGCCGGGGACCCGCUGGGCAAGGGCCCUGAGCCCCCGGCCCUGCUGCUGCCCCCCUGCUCCCGCGGGGCCCCCCCGGCCCGGCCCGACAGCCCCUCGGGCGCCGCCGACAUCCUCCUGCAGCUCAUGCAGGACGAGCACCCCCCGGGCCCCGGAGCCCCCCCGGUGCCCCCGUGCAAGUGCCCGGGGGAGGGUCCGGGCCCCAGGGCGCCGGGGCUGCCCCCCCCGUGCUGCUGUGCCGCCUGCCUGGCCCCCCGCCCCCCCGAGCCCCCCCGGGGGCAGCUCUGGGCCAAGGCCGGGGGCUGCGCGCGGGCCUUCGAGGAGAAGCGCGUGCCAGGAAUGCCGGGAACGCCGGGAGCGCCGGAGCAGGAGCACAUCGAGGAAAAACCGGCCCCGUGUCCCGGCUGUCUGUAACCCCCCGGGACCCUCACGGGGACGUGCACCAGGAUGCACGCUGGGGCCCUUGCCAGGACCCCCACCCCUGCCCCCGCACUGGGACCCUCGCUGGGACCUGUCCAGGCCGCCUGUGACCCACAGCAGGACCUGCACUGGGACCUGCCCUGGCUGUCUGGGACCCCCCUGCACUGGGACCCCCACCAGGACCCCCACGGGCAAGGGCCGGCCCUCAGCUCCCACGCCGGACCCUGACGAGGACGGAGCCGAGGGCUCGGAGCCGAGGGGUCGGAGCCAGGGUGAUCCCUCUGGCUGGACGUGACACUGGGACUUGGAGGAGCCUCGGGGGGAUUGGAUGGGGCAAACCAGAGCCAGACUGGGACAUGGCCCAUUUCUGGCUCGGGAAGACACCAAAGGACUGGAGGGGGUGCCACUGGACCUGGAUCUGCCAUGUUGGCUCCGGCCACACAGACUGGGAAGAGCUGGAUCCAGUGGCUUAAAAGUUGCAUCCACUGGAGGCAGCCAUGGGGCGAGAGGGCUCCAGCUGCUUCCAGAACCUUCCAGGCUGUUCCAGACUGGAUGGCAUUCCACAAGGACAUGGUUGGGAUGGAAGAGCCAAGCCCUGCCACUGCAGGAGUCUUGAGGCCCUUUCUCCUGUUGGAUGACCUGGGAUCCCCAGUCCGGCUCCACACAGAGGAGCUGGGAGAGCACUGGGAAAACAGCCAGGAAAAUGGCCUGGAAAGGGUCAGCUCUGCUUCCAGAAGGGACCCGGAGAUGCCUCUGGUCCGGGGGGGGCGGGGGGGGCAGCUUGUGCUUCUGCUUGCUCUGGAUAACUGUGCUUUGGGACUUGAUAUUGGUGGGGGCUGGGGGGGCUUCCAGGGGCGUGGGGGGCAUGGGAUGCUUGUUGGGCUUUGCUUGGCAUCUCUGUGUCCCCCCUGGUGUGACAGAGCCAGUGGCCAGGGGGCUGCAGCCUCGGGCAGAGCUUUGGCCAUGGGCACCGGGAUCUGCCAUCGCUUCAUCCCAAAGGGAAUAGGAUCUUCUGAGGGGACCGACGCGGGGCAGCCACCGCUGGAGCCCCAGCCGGGCAGGGGGUCCCGCCCCAGCCCUCUUCUUCCCCCAGCUCUGCUCUCUGCAAUUCUAUUUUUUGAGGUUAUUUAAAAUAAAAGCUUCUGAUGG